AUGGUUAGAACCUCUAUCAAAAGCAUAGGCUCGGGGAUAGAUAGGUUAAGCGCUUUACCAGAGCAUUUGUUGUGUCGUAUACUCUCUGAACUCUCCACCAAGGAUUCGGUUCGCACGAGUGUUUUGUCUAAGCAUUGGAGAAAUCUUUGGUUACAUGUUCCUGUUUUGGAAUUGGAAACCAGUGAUUUUCCAGAUAAUCUGGUCUUUAGGGAGUUCAUUGAUAGAUUUGUCGGAUUUGACAAAGAGAUAGACUUAAAGAGUUUCGAUAUAUUUUAUGAUGUUAAUGUCCUCUGGUAUGAUGAUUUUCUGUGGAUGAUCGAUGAUGUGGUUAAGCGUAGAGUUUGUGAUCUAAUGGUUACCAAUAACCCGUAUGUUGUUAAUGAAAAGUUAGUUAAAAUGCCUAUAUCCCUUUAUUCAUGUGCAACAUUGGUGAAUUUAAACCUCUCUUUUGUUGCCAUGAAUAAUCUACCGUCAGAAUCGGUUUGUUUACCUCGUGUCAAGACCUUAUAUUUACAUGGGGUUAAACUUGAUGGCGAUUCCAUUCUGGGGACUCUCGUAUCAAGUUGUUCGGUUCUCGAAGAUUUAACCGUGGUUACGCAUCCUGGUGACUAUGAGAAGGUCGUAUGUUUUCGCUCUCAAUCAGUAAAAAGCUUCACAAUAGAGUCUCAGUGUGAGUAUAAAGACCCCAAUGUUGAGAUUGAUUGUCCUAGGCUUGAGUAUAUGUGUAUUAGGGAAUACCAAUCUGAAAGCUUUGUAGUACACAGUAUUGGUCCCUAUGCAAAGGUAGACGUCGAUAUUUUCUUUGAAGUUGAGUAUGAAGAUCCACUGGCGAUAUCUAUGAUCAGAAAUUUUCUCACCGGGAUAUCCAAAGUCCGUGAAAUGACCAUCUCAAGUCGAACGUUAGAGGUCAUCCGUGGCUAUCACUCCAUGGUGAAAGCAUUACCUCAAUUUUCCAACUUGUCUAGCUUGGAUGCUUUGUUAGUCGAAUCAUAUUGGGAACUCUUACCAGUCUUUCUUGGUUGUUGCAUCAAUCUAAAUUCACUCGUCGUGGAACUUGAUGGCCUUUCCGAGAUAGAGGAGUUUAAAGUUUCACCACUGCUUCAAGAUUCCCUAUCUGCUCGUGGGUUUGUUCAGCAGAAGACACCAGUUUCAGUCACAAAGACAUCAAGUGAAAGGAAAAUAGCAGCAUAUUUUGUGAAGAAAAGUGGCUAA
Arabidopsis thaliana (thale cress) is the source of this 1212-nucleotide messenger RNA. RefSeq names its product F-box/RNI-like superfamily protein. The record is from RefSeq and is marked reviewed. The transcript is spliced from 3 exons. Bases 1 to 1212 code for a protein of 403 amino acids. Lineage: Eukaryota; Viridiplantae; Streptophyta; Magnoliopsida; Brassicales; Brassicaceae.